UCCAAAAUUGGACUUUGAGCGCUGUGGGGAGUGGGAACAAGAAGACCUUCAACAACUUGUUGCUUGUGAUGUUUAUAAAAUGGAUCGCAUUCUCAAAGGUAUAAUGAGGUACAGAAGUGUCAAAAAGGAAAAAAUGGUCAAGCAGUUCAAAGAGGUCAAAGACAACCCAACGCCGAAAGCUGUUUUCUUCACUUGCAUUGAUAGUAGAAUGAUACCGACAAGAUUCACUCAAACCAAUGUGGGGGACAUGUUUGUAGUGCGUAAUGCUGGCAAUAUCAUCCCCCAUUCGCAACACUUCUUAGACGAGCUCACCACCAACGAGCCCGCAGCCCUAGAGCUGGGCUGCGUAGUCAAUGACAUUCGCCACAUCAUUGUUUGCGGCCACAGUGACUGCAAAGCCAUUAAUCUCUUAUACAAAUUACAAGACAGCGAAUUUGCUUCUCAGGACAAUCGCAGGAUAUCCCCCCUUCGCGCCUGGCUCUGCACUCACGCCCUGACCAGUCUUGAAAAAUUCCAACAAUUGGAGGUGACCGACUACGGAAAACCCCUCAUUUUUCAAGCCGAAACACCCAUGAGGAAAUUCGUCGCUUACAUCGACCCCGAAAACAAAUUUACAAUAGAAGAUAAGCUAUCGCAAAUCAAUACCCUACAACAGUUACAAAACAUCGCAAGUUACGGGUUUUUGAAGAAAAGAUUAGAGAAACACCAGCUGCACAUUCACGCUCUUUGGUUUGAUAUUUACACAGGGGAGAUUUACUAUUUCAGUAGGGGGGCGAAACGAUUUGUCGUCAUUGAUGAGGAGAACCUCGACAAAUUGCUCCAAGAGGUGGAAAAAUACUAUUCCUGAAACGAUUUCAAGGCUGUGUUUUUGUUAAAUAAUUUAUUUUUCUACAUUUUGGAUUUUUUAAGUGAAUAAAACUGUAAAAAACGAUUAUUUUAUGGCUCGUGCCAAAAUAUGCAAACUUAAACUACCAAUUACAUACCAUUAUGAUGUUUUGAAGUGGGGUGAUUUCCCUGCCGGUGCACCA
Messenger RNA from Tribolium madens (black flour beetle), 1028 nucleotides. RefSeq names its product beta carbonic anhydrase 1 (gene CAHbeta). The transcript has 4 exons. Bases 80 to 847 code for a protein of 255 amino acids. NCBI's taxonomy places the organism in Eukaryota, Metazoa, Arthropoda, Insecta, Coleoptera, Tenebrionidae. The record is from RefSeq and is a predicted model, not a curated record. Gene Ontology annotation, molecular function: zinc ion binding; carbonate dehydratase activity.